Molecule: messenger RNA, 7461 nt
Organism: Urocitellus parryii (Arctic ground squirrel)
Lineage: Eukaryota; Metazoa; Chordata; Mammalia; Rodentia; Sciuridae
Source: RefSeq, a predicted model, not a curated record
CGGCACGGGGGUCGGCGGAGGAGCUGUUGCCUGGAGACAUCUGAGCCACAGUUGGGGAAACCGAGGCCGGGAAGCUGAAAGAAAGAGACAGGGUUCACUGUCUGCCCCGCGGGCCUCCUCACAGCCCUCGCCAGUUCUCUGAGGUGAUGGCUUCUGGCGUCGGGAGUCACAGUGACAACAGUAGGAGCCACCAUUGAUUCUGCGUCUGCUGGGUGCAAAGCCUGGAGCUAACCCUUUCCUCUCGUCCUUUCACUCACCUUCACAAUAGCUCUGCGAGAUUUGUGGAUAGUCAUAGCCUCUGCCAGUGAUGGGAAGUUAUACCUUGUGUUGGUUCUGAAUCUCCCUGAAUAUGAUUCGAAUUGCAGCCUUAAAUGCUAGCUCCACAGUUGAGGAUGAUCAUGAAGGAAAUUUUAAAAGUCACAAAACCCAGACGAAGGAGGCUCAGGAAGCAGAGGCUUUUGCCUUAUAUCACAAAGCUCUGGAUCUGCAGAAACAUGACCGAUUUGAGGAGUCUGCCAAAGCCUACCAUGAGCUUCUGGAGGCACGCCUGCUGCGGGAGGCAGUUUCAUCUGGUGAUGAGAAAGAGGGAUUGAAACACCCUGGGCUGAUACUGAAAUAUUCCACAUAUAAGAACCUGGCUCAGUUGGCAGCCCAGCGAGAGGAUCUGGAGACAGCCAUGGAGUUCUACUUGGAGGCAGUAAUGUUGGACUCAACAGAUGUCAACCUCUGGUAUAAAAUUGGACAUGUGGCCCUGAGACUCAUCCGGCUCCCCCUGGCCCGUCAUGCUUUUGAGGAAGGGCUGCGGUGCAAUCCUGACCACUGGCCUUGCUUGGACAACCUCAUCACUGUCCUGUACACCCUCAGUGAUUACACAACGUGUCUAUACUUUAUUUGCAAAGCACUGGAGAAGGAUUGCAGGUACAGCAAAGGGCUGGUUCUCAAGGAGAAGAUCUUCGAGGAACAGCCUUGUCUCCGGAAGGACUCUCUCAGAAUGUUCCUCAAAUGUGACAUGUCAAUUCAUGAUGUGUCAGUGAGUGCUGCUGAGACAAAGGCCAUCGUAGAUGAGGCCCUGGGACUUCGGAAAAAGAGGCAAGCAUUGAUUGUGCGGGAGAAGGAGCCAGAACUGAAACUGGUGCAGCCAAUCCCCUUCUUCACGUGGAAGUGCCUUGGAGAGAGCUUGCUGGCUAUGUACAACCACCUCACCACCUGUGAGCCCCCACGACCCAGCCUUGGCAAGAGAAUUGACCUGUCUGACUACCAGGACCCCAGCCUGCUGCUAGCAUCCUCCAUGGUGGUGACGCCUGUCAGUGUGAUCCAGCCGAGCCCUGUCAACACCAACCCAGCCAUAGCUGUGGCUGAGCCUGUGCUCUCCUAUACCUCUGUGGCAACAGCUAGCUUCCCACUGCACAGUCCCAGCUUGCUGGAUACAAGCACUGCUGUGGGAGAUGUUUCUGGGGGAGAUAAAUCCAAGAAAGGGGUAAAGCGGAAGAAGAUUUCAGAAGAGAGUGGAGAGACUGCAAAGCGGAGAUCUGCCCGUGUCCGAAACACCAAGUGUAAAAAAGAAGAGAAAGUGGACUUCCAGGAGCUUCUGGUGAAAUUCUUGCCAUCCAGGUUAAGAAAGCUGGACCCUGAGGAGGAAGAUGAUCCCUUUAAUAACUAUGAAGUCCAAUCAGAAGCCAAACUGGAAAACUUCUCAAGCAUGGGGCCUCAUCGACUGUCCUUUGACUCGGCCACAUUCAUGGAAUCUGAGAAGCAGGAUGUACAUGAGUUCCUACUGGAGAACCUGACCAAUGGGGGCAUUCUGGAGUUGAUGAUGCGCUACCUGAAGGGCAUGGGCCACAAGUUCCUGCUGAGGUGGCCACCAGGCCUGGCAGAGGUUGUGCUCAGCGUCUACCACAGCUGGAGGAGGCACAGCACCAGCCUGCCCAACCCACUGCUAAGAGACUGCAGCAACAAGCACAUCAAGGAUAUGAUGCUUAUGUCUCUUUCCUGCAUGGAGCUCCAAUUGGACCAGUGGCUGUUGACCAAAGGCAGAAGCUCUGCAGUGUCUCCUCGUAACUGCCCUGCUGGUAUGGUGAAUGGCAGAUUUGGGCCUGACUUCCCAGGAACCCACUGCCUGGGUGACCUCCUGCAGUUGUCAUUUGCCUCAUCCCAGCGUGACCUGUUUGAGGAUGGCUGGCUAGAGUUUGUGGUCCGUGUUUAUUGGCUGAAGGCUCGUUUCUUGGCACUGCAGGGAGACAUGGAGCAGGCUCUGGAGAACUAUGACAUCUGCACAGAAAUGCUCCAGAGUUCCAUUGCCAUCCAAGCAGAGGCAGGGGCUGAGCAAAGGGACAUUGUUAUCCGGCUGCCCAACCUCCACAAUGACUCCAUCGUUUCCCUGGAGGAGAUUGAUAAGAACCUGAAGUCACUAGAACGGUGCCAGUCCCUGGAGGAGAUUCAGCGGCUUUAUGAGGCAGGUGACUACAAAGCUGUUGUGCAUCUGCUCCGCCCCACUUUGUGCACCAGUGGGUUUGACCGGGCCAAACAUCUAGAAUUUAUGACUUCUAUUCCUGAGAGGCCAGCCCAGUUGCUUCUGCUACAGGACUCCUUGCUCCGGCUGAAGGAUCACCAGCAGUGUUUUGAAUGCUCUGAUGUGGCUCUGAACGAAGCUGUCCAACAGAUGGUGAAUUCAAGUGAGGCUGCAGCCAAGGAGGAGUGGGUAGCCACAGUGACCCAGCUGCUACUGGGCAUUGAGCAGGCACUCUCUGCCGACAGCAGUGGCAACAUCCUGAAGGAAUCAUCCUCCACCACUGGCCUUGUCCGGCUCACCAAUAACCUCAUUCAGGUCAUCGACUGCAGCAUGGCUGUGCAGGAAGAGCCCAAGGAGCCCCAUGUCUCCUCAGUGCUACCCUGGAUCAUCCUGCACAGGAUUAUCUGGCAGGAAGAGGAUACCUUCCGUUCCCUGUGCCACCAGCAGCAGCUUCAGAAUCCAGUAGAGGAAGGUGCACUGGCAACAGGAAUGUCAGAGACACCCAUGCUCCCCUCCUCCCUCAUGCUGCUCAAUACAGCCCAUGAAUACUUGGGAAGAAGGUCCUGGUGCUGCAAUUCAGAUGGGGCUCUGCUACGAUUCUAUGUGCAAGUUCUCCAAAAGGAACUUGCUGCCUCCACUUCUGAAGACACACACCCCUAUAAGGAGGAGCUGGAGACAGCCUUGGAGCAGUGCUUCUACUGCCUGUACAGCUUCCCUAGCAAGAAGAGCAAGGCCAGGUACUUAGAGGAGCACUCAGCCCAGCAGGUGGAUCUUAUAUGGGAGGAUGCCCUGUUUAUGUUUGAGUAUUUUAAGCCCAAGACCCUUCCUGAAUUUGACAGCUACAAGACCAGCACUGUAUCUGCUGAUUUGGCCAAUCUCCUGAAAAGAAUUGCUACCAUUGUGCCCCGUACAGAGAGGCCAGCACUGAGCCUAGACAAAGUCUCUGCUUACAUUGAGGGGAUAUCAUCUGAGGUGCCCUGCCUCCCAGAAGGGGCUGACCCCUCUCCUCCAGUAGUAAAUGAACUCUACUACCUCCUGGCUGAUUAUCAUUUCAAAAACAAGGAGCAGUCCAAGGCCAUCAAAUUCUACAUGCAUGACAUCUGCAUCUGCCCUAACAGGUUUGAUUCCUGGGCAGGCAUGGCUCUGGCCCGGGCCAGUCGCAUUCAGGAUAAGUUGAACUCCAAUGAGCUGAAGAGUGAUGGACCAAUCUGGAAACAUGCCACACCUGUCCUGAACUGCUUCAGGCGGGCCCUGGAGAUCGACAGCUCUAACCUGUCCCUGUGGAUUGAGUAUGGCACCAUGUCCUAUGCCUUGCACUCAUUCGCUUCACGCCAGUUGAAGCAAUGGAAAGCGGAGCUGCCUCCUGAGCUUGUGCAGCAGAUGGAGGGCCGGAGAGACAGCAUGCUGGAGACAGCCAGGCACUGUUUCACAUCGGCAGCUCACUGUGAGGGCGAUGGUGAUGAAGAGGAAUGGCUCAUCCAUUAUAUGCUAGGCAAGGUGGCUGAGAAGCAGCAGCAACCACCAGCCGUCUAUCUGCUGCACUAUAGGCAGGCUAGCCACUAUCUGCAUGAGGAAGCUGCCCGCUAUCCCAAGAAGAUCCACUACCACAACCCACCUGAGCUGGCCAUGGAGGCCCUGGAGGUGUACUUCCGGCUCCAUGCUUCCAUCCUGAAGCUCCUGGGAAAACCCGAUUCUGGGGUUGGUGCAGAGGUCCUGGUCAACUUUAUGAAGGAAGCAGCGGAAGGACCCUUUGCCAGGGGUGAGGAGAAGAAUACACCCAAAGCUUCAGAGAAGGAGAAGGCCUGCCUGGUGGAUGAGGACUCCCACUCUUCAGCUGGGACACUGCCGGGCCCCGGAGCCUCCCUCCCCUCUUCCUCUGGCCCAGGUCUGACAUCCCCACCUUACACAGCCACUCCGAUUGACCACGAUUACGUCAAAUGUAAAAAACCCCACCAGCAGGCGACGCCGGACGCAUUGGCACCUCCUUGCCCUCCCUGGAGUGUUGAGCUUGCUGCCUGUUACUCCAGUCUUCAGUUCUGUGGAAAUUCCUUAAACCGAAGCCAGGACAGCACAGCCGUGGCGCUCUCAGACUCCAGCUCAACGCAGGACUUCUUUAACGAGCCCACCAGCUCACUGGAAGGCUCCCGGAAACCCUAUGCAGAGAAGAGGUUGCCCAUGCUCAGUGCCCAAACAGGACCAACUGGUAAAGACCUUCAGGGGGCCACAGAUGAAAGAGGAAAGACUGAGGAGUCCUCAGAGAGCACAGAAGGCUUCCGGGCUGCAGAACACGGAGUCCAGAAACCUGCUGUAGACCCCCUGGCCUCUGGUUGUAUUCCUGUCAAGGCCCCAGUGUCCACACCUGCUUUGUGGGAUGGGAAGAAGAGGGGUGAACCCCCAGGGGAGCCAAUGGCCUUCCCCCAGGGGCUCCCAGCUGAUGCCGAAGAACAGCGCCAGUUCCUCACAGAGCAGUGCAUCGCCUCUUUCCGCCUAUGCCUGAGCCGCUUCCCCCAGCACUACAAGAGUCUCUAUCGACUGGCCUUCCUCUAUACCUACAGUAAGACCCACCGGAACCUCCAGUGGGCCCGAGAUGUGUUGCUAGGCAGCAGUAUCCCAUGGCAACAACUGCAGCACAUGCCGGCACAGGGGCUCUUCUGUGAGAGGAACAAGACCAAUUUCUUCAAUGGCAUCUGGCGGAUCCCUGUGGAUGAGAUUGACCGGCCGGGCAGCUUCGCCUGGCACAUGAACCGCUCCAUUGUGCUGUUGCUUAAGGUGCUGGCCCAGCUCCGGGACCAUAGCACCCUGCUGAAGGUGUCCUCCAUGCUGCAACGGACCCCAGACCAGGGCAAGAAGUAUCUACGAGAUGCAGACCGCCAGGUUCUGGCACAGAGGGCCUUCAUUCUCACUGUGAAGGUGCUGGAGGAUACACUGAGUGAGCUCGCAGAGGAGUCAGAACGCCCAGGGCCCAAGGCCUGUAGCCUCCCUGGAGCCAGGAUGACCACCGAUGUCUCACACAAGGCCAGUCCUGAAGAUGGCCAGGAGAGCCUCCCCCACUCCAAGAAGCCCCUUUUGGCCGAGGGCUCAGGACCAGGUCCYGAGCCAGGGUGUAAAGUUGGCCCACUCAACCACCGGUCCAUGGCCAUGGAUGCAGGAGACAGUGCAGAGCAGGGCAAGGAACAGAAGGACAAGGAGAGUCCCAGAGGAGGGCCUACUGAGCCUAUGGACACGGGUGAGGCUGUUAUUCAUCGCCCAGACUUGGAGCGGACACCAGCUGUGCUGCCGGGUCGCCCCCCAAGGGACCGGGGCCCUGAGAGCAGGCCCACUGAGCUGUCCCUGGAGGAACUGAGCAUCAGUGCCCGCCAGCAGCCCUCUCCAUUCACACCAGCCCCACCAGUCUCCACUACCAACUCUUCCCCAACCACUGCCACAGGAGCCAGGGGGGUCAGCCAUCCUGAGGAGCCACCCCCACGGCCCAGCCGCAAGAGGAAACUUCUGGAGGAUACUGAGUCUGGCAAGACACUCUUGCUGGAUGCCUACCGUGUGUGGCAGCAGGGCCAGAAGGGUGUGGCCUAUGACUUGGGCCGCAUUGAAAGGAUCAUGUCAGAGACCUACAUGCUCAUCAAGCAGGUAGAUGAGGAGGCUGCACUGGAGCAAGCUGUGAAGUUCUGUCAAGUCCACCUUGGGGCUGCUGCCCAGAGACAGACCUCAGGGGACAUGCCUACCACCCCCAAGCACCCUAAGGACAGCCGAGAGAACUUCUUUCCUACAGUGGUAAGCACCAUAACACCUGACCCUGUGCCAGCUGAUGUGCUCCAGCGACCCAACGACAUCCACACCAAACCUCGCCCUGCACUGGCUGCUGCCACAGCUGUCAUCAGCUGCCCUGCCUCAGUAUCAGCCUCUACUCCAGAUUCAUCCAAGGAUCCUGGGCCCCCCCAACCACACAGGCCCGAAGCCACCCCCAAUGUGGCCUCUCUGGGCCCAGAGGGAGAAGAGCUGGCAGGAGUGGCAGAGAGCACUGGCUUCCCACCUCAGGAGCCACGACGCAAUCAACAGGUGAAGACUGCCCCCACAGGUCCCCCAGUAGAGCCACACUGCUGGCCAACAGAGGCUACCCCCCAGAUAGGUGCCGAGACCACCUGCAGCCAAGCUGCCAGCUCCAAGGUCCCCAGCAGUGGGAGUACUCAGCCACCUGAGGGCCAUCCAGGCAAGGCCGAGCCCAGCCGGGCCAAGUCCCGCCUCCUGCCCAACAUGCCAAAGCUGGUGAUCCCCUCGGCCACCACCAAGUUCCCUCCCGAGAUCACCGUCACACCGCCCACCCCGACCCUGCUCUCCCCUAAAGGCAGCAUCUCGGAGGAGACCAAGCAGAAGCUAAAGUCGGCCAUCCUGUCUGCCCAGUCAGCUGCCAACGUGAGGAAGGAGAACCUGUGUCAGCCAGCUCUGGAGGUUCUGGAGACAUCCAGCCAGGAGUCUUCACUAGAGAGUGAGACAGAUGAGGAUGAUGACUACAUGGACAUCUGAGGAAGGCCUGCCGGAGCCCCACAGCCACACCCAAGGGGACAGGGUGGGCCUGGAAUCCCCUUUGGCCCAGACCCUGAGCAAGCCCAGAAACCUAAGUGGGUAUUAUUUCUCAUGCAGCCUCCACCGCCCACCAGCCCUGUCUUCCCAGCAUCCUGCUGUUCACAGAUUGGGCUGUCCACACCCACAGUGUGGGGGCCCAGAGGAAGAGGAGGAGGCCCAAUUUAGCCCUGUGAGGAUGGAUUGGUGUAUCUGCACAACAGGGCCAGCAUCAUUUUCUAUGAAAUGUUUGUAAACAUGCUCAUACCUAGCCCAGCAGGCUGUAUCUACAACCUGACCCCAGGACAAAGUGGGUUCUGCCUAGAUCCCAGUGCAGGCAUCACCUGGGCCAGGCUUGCCUCACACCUUUUUUUUUGGGGGGGGGGUGUUCUUUUUUA